UGUGGAUGAUGCAUAUUUAUGCGAAUGAAUGCCACAUGUGUGGGGGUGCCCACAGAAGCCAGAAAAGGGGUGUCAGAUUCCCCUGGAGUUGAAGUUACAAAUGGUCACAAGCUGCCAGGUAGGUACUGGGAACAGAAGUUAGUCUUUUUAGAACGGCACUCACUCUUAACUGCUGCGUUCUUUCCAGCCCCUCCCCCAGCCCCAUUUUGAGUGGUGUGUGUGUGUGUGUGUGUGUGACUACAUCCCUACAGCCUUUGGGUGGCCCUGUGUGCCACGGGGAUGCUGCUGCCCCGCUAAGUGCUGGCGUGUGUCACACCAUGUGUGUGUGGUGUCUGGGUGUGGCUGUGGGUUUCUGAACUUUCGGGAGUUGUGAGUCACUUCUGUGGAGGUUGUGUGGUGUGUCCUGGUGUGUUGGGCUCCAUCUCCGGUCUGUCAUGGGGUGCUCUGUGGUGUCUGGGUGUGGUGGUUUGUAGGUGUGUACCACGGAGUGCAAAACGGUUGGAGAGUCACAACCCAUUGUGUGUCAGAGAGUGUGUCUUUGCCCACGUGGAUGGGCUCUUCUUCCUUGCCUGGGGCCACAAGACACACCCCAGCUCCUCCUUAGUCUCAGAAGGGGAUGGGAUGGGCAGCCUCCCCUUACCCACGGGCCUCCCCGCCCCUCCCCGCCCUGCCCUGUUGCAGUUACCACUCCCCAGAGGGCACAGGGCUGUGCCUUCCAGCGAAAGUCCCAGAGUGAGCCGAACGGGCCUCCGGCCUGGAAGCCAAGCUGGCUGCCAUUUGCGUACUGAGAGGUGGGGGACCCUGGGCAGGAAGCUGGCUGAGCCCCAAGACCUCAGGGGCCAUGGGCGGGGAGCUGGUGACUGGCCUGGGGGCCCUGCGACGGAGAAAACGCCUGCUGGAGCAGGAGAAGAGGGUGGCCGGCUGGGCACUGGUGCUGGCGGGAACUGGCAUCGGACUCAUGGUGCUCCACGCCGAGAUGCUGUGGUUCCUGGGUUGCAAGUGGGUGCUGUACCUGCUCUUGGUUAAGAGUUUGAUCACCCUGUCCACCAUCUUCCUCCUUUGCCUUAUUGUGGUCUUCCAUGCCAAGGAGGUCCAGUUGUUCAUGACCGACAACGGGCUCCGGGACUGGCGGGUGGCGCUGACCCGGCGGCAGGUGGCGCAGAUCCUGCUGGAGCUGCUGGUGUGUGGCGUGCACCCGGUGCCGCUGCGGAGCCCGCACUGCGCCCUGGCCGGAGAGGUCACCGACUCGCAGCCCUGGCCGAGCUUCCUGGGCGAGGGCGAGGCGCUGCUGUCCCUGGCCAUGCUGCUGCGUCUCUACCUGGUGCCUCGCGCAGUGCUCUUGCGCAGCGGCGUCCUGCUCAACGCGUCCUACCGCAGCAUCGGGGCGCUCAACCAAGUCCGCUUCCGCCACUGGUUCGUGGCCAAGCUCUACAUGAACACGCACCCGGGUCGCCUGCUGCUGGGCCUCACGCUCGGCCUCUGGCUCACCACAGCUUGGGUGCUCUCUGUGGCUGAGAGGCAGGCUGUCAAUGCCACGGGACACCUCACAGACACACUGUGGUUGAUCCCAAUCACAUUCCUGACCAUCGGCUACGGGGACGUGGUACCUGGCACCAUGUGGGGCAAAAUCGUCUGCCUGUGCACUGGAGUCAUGGGCGUCUGCUGCACUGCCCUGCUAGUGGCUGUGGUGGCCCGGAAGCUGGAGUUUAACAAGGCGGAGAAACAUGUGCACAACUUCAUGAUGGACAUCCAUUAUACCAAAGAGAUGAAGGAGUCGGCUGCGCGGCUCCUGCAGGAGGCGUGGAUGUAUUACAAGCACACUCGCAGGAAGGACUCCCGAGCUGCCCGCAGGCAUCAGCGCAAGUUGCUGGCCGCCAUCCACACGUUCCGCCAGGUACGGCUGAAACACCGGAAGCUUCGGGAACAAGUGAAUUCCAUGGUGGAUAUCUCCAAGAUGCAUAUGAUCCUGUGCGACCUGCAGCUGGGUCUCAGCACCUCCCACCGGACCCUGGAGAAGAGAAUCGACGGGCUGGCAGGAAAGCUGGAUGCCCUGACGGAGCUGCUCGGCACUGCCCUGCAGCAACAGCAGCUACCGGAACCCGGCCAGGAGGCAGCCACAUAGCUGAACCCACGGAAAAAGAAUCAGGCUAUGUACCCCAGGACAGAGCUCAAGGACAUCCUCCCUGCCACUUCCGACCGAGCCCCAUGAGGAAAAGCCUCAAGAUGCCAGGACGGAAGUGUGCCCACGCUGAGACGCAUGGACUCUCUGGUGGUGGUGGCCGUGAGGAGGCACGGGCUUGGACCUCCGACCUCGGUGGGGUCGUGGCCACCACUAUGCCCUCAUCAGAAGCGUCUUCGCUGUGCUGCUGCUCACGAACUCUCAAGCUCUGCCAGAGGCGGGGGUGCCUGGGGUCCGGGAUGCUGGGACCCUUCAGUUAACCGCGGGCCGGCCUCGCUGAAGGAACCAGGUCCGAGAGACGGGAGCCGGUGCCCCCUGGUGGACGCCACGGAAGACGCCGCUUCCCCGGAAUGCAGAGACUUGUCUGCGGGAGCAGGGGUGUGGGUACCGGUCCCCUGUCCACGGUCACACUUUGUAAUAAAUGGCAAACAAAGUCA
This is a messenger RNA of Peromyscus maniculatus bairdii (prairie deer mouse), 2616 nucleotides long. It is a transcript of the gene Kcnn4, whose product is annotated as potassium calcium-activated channel subfamily N member 4. Lineage: Eukaryota; Metazoa; Chordata; Mammalia; Rodentia; Cricetidae. Gene Ontology annotation, cellular component: membrane. Gene Ontology annotation, biological process: potassium ion transport. The record is from RefSeq and is a predicted model, not a curated record. Gene Ontology annotation, molecular function: small conductance calcium-activated potassium channel activity; calmodulin binding.